UCUCAUGGAUGCCACAUCUUUCCAUCUUCCACAAGUAGCAUACAUGUUGGAAAGCAGCAUGAUGUAAGGUCGAGCAUUGAGCGGAUCCAAUUCAAAGAGAUGCCUAGCUGCCAUCUCUGCGUGUUUGAUCUCACCCUUGAUUGCACUAACAGAUAGAAGGGUAGACGAAGGUGGUGGUUCGUCGAAAACCAGAUCUGUCGAGGACUGCAGAGAGAAAGAGAGAGGGAGAGGGAGACGGUUAGGAUGUGCGGAGAAGGAGAAUUCUUUGGAUGUUGAAGGCUGCAUUCCGCGGUGGUAGUUCAUCGGCGGCGGGCGUUCGGUUGUUGGGUGGAAAUUUUCUUUUGGGAAGGAGGAGACGUUUUUUCAAAAGAAUUUGUGAGAGAGAGAGAGAGGAAGAAAGUAUAUAGGUUUAAAAUUCAAAAAUUCAAAAUGUGUACACGUGGCAUGUUCCAGGCCGUUCGAUGUAAUGAAUGGCCUGGACUGUCGAAAUAGAGAAUUCGGGAAUUUCAAAGAGUAGCCGGGGAUCCUGAUCCCCCUCUCUCUCUCUCCAGCUGCGAGAAUCGAAGCAGCCAUGGAAGCAAUACUUCCUGCCCCAGCAAGCAAAGAGGUGGUUUCAAGAUACCCGGCGACCAAGUGAAAGUGAACAGCCCCGAGCACACCCUUUGUUUUCUACUCUUUCUCUCUUCUAAGAAAAACGAAAAAUCUCUCGAAGCAGCCAUGGAAGCAAUACUCACAGACUGCGUACAGAACAGCCUUCAUCAUUUCAUGUACCGAAACGCCAUUUUCAUCUGCGAACGCCUCUGCGCUGAGUUCCCCUCCGAGACGAAUAUGCAAUUAUUAGCUGGCUGUUACUUGCACGAUAAUCAAUCUUAUGCCGCGUACCAUAUUUUGAAGGGAAUGCAAAUGGCUCAGUCCCGCUACUUGUUUGCACUGUCAUGCUUUCAGAUGGAUCUUCUUAAAGAAGCCGAAGCUGCAUUAUGUCCUGCUAAUGAGCCAGGUGCAGAGAUUCCAAAUGGUGCAGCCGGUCAUUACCUUCUAGGGCUUAUUUACAGGUACACUGAUAGAAGAAAAAGUGCUGUACAUCAUUUUAAGCAGGCAUUAUCAGUAGAUCCUUUAAUGUGGGCUGCAUAUGAGGAGCUGUGUGUAUUAGGUGCUGCUGAAGAAGCAACUGCAGUUUUUGGUGACGCAGCUGCUCUUUGCAUACAAAAGCAAUAUUUAUCCCAUGGAUCUGCUUCCCAAAGCUUGAACAUGCCAAAUGAGGAUCGUAGCGCAGUUUCUGCUAGGAACUUUGGUCCAGGCCCAGAUGAUGCCAGUCCAAGGCAAUUAAAACACAUGCAAGGCAAUAACCUAAGAGAUAUUCCUGGUAAUUAUCAUGGAGCAGCUGCUGUUCAGUCUUCAAAUGGUGGUUCAUCAAACAUAUCAUUCUAUAAUACUCCUUCACCAAUGGUUUCACAGUUGUCAGGUGUUGCUCCACCACCUUUGUACAGAAAUGUGCAGCCAAAUGUCCCAAACCCAAGCAUACCCAUUGCUGAUAGCUCUCCAAGGUCAACUGUGAACUCUACUAUUCAAGCCCCUCGAAGAAAGUUUGUGGAUGAAGGAAAAUUACGGAAGAUUUCUGGGAGGUUAUUUUCUGAUUCUGGCCCUCGUCGAAGUACAAGGCUUUCUGGAGAUGGAGGGGCCAACGCAAAUGUGAGUGCCACAAUGGCUGUUGGAAAUGGAACUAGCAACUCUUCUAAAUAUUUUGGAGGGUCCAAACUGAGCUCUAUGGCAUUUCGUGCUGUGACAGUUCGUAAGGGUCAGUCAUGGACAAAUGAAAAUAUUGAUGAAGGGAUACGCAAUGAGAAUUUUGAUGAUUCUCGAUCAAAUAGCACAUUGACAACUUCUAGUUCAUCUCCCUCUGGUGAUACUAGAUCACUCGAACAAGAAGGAGCAGUCAUUCCAAUUAAUGCAGAUAUCAUGAAUGGCUCAAGAUCCAUUAGUGGUGCUUCAGAAAUAAUGGACCUUUUGAGAACUCUUGGGGAAGGCUACAGACUUUCCUGCAUGUACAGGUGCCAGGAAGCACUGGAUGUCUAUCUUAAGCUUCCACAGAAGCAUUAUAACACAGGCUGGGUGCUUUCCCAGGUUGGAAAAGCAUACUUUGAACUGGUAGAUUAUUUAGAAGCUGAUUGGGCCUUCAGUCUUGCCCGCCAGGCAUCCCCUUACAGUUUAGAAGGAAUGGAUAUGUAUUCAACAGUUCUUUAUCAUUUGAAGGAAGAUAUGAAGUUAAGUUACCUGGCUCAAGAACUUAUAUCAACUGACCGCUUAGCUCCUGAAUCUUGGUGUGCUAUGGGAAAUUGCUAUAGCUUGCAGAAAGACCAUGAAACUGCUCUGAGAAAUUUCCAGCGAUCCGUUCAACUUAAUCCAAGAUUUGCAUAUGCACACACACUUUGUGGUCAUGAAUAUGUAGCUUUGGAGGAUUUUGAUAAUGGAAUUAAGAGCUACCAGAGUGCACUUCGGGUUGACACAAGACAUUAUAACUCCUGGUAUGGGCUUGGAAUGAUAUAUCUUCGCCAAGAAAAGUAUGAGUUUUCAGAGCAUCACUUCCGGAUGGCUUUUCAGAUAAAUCCAUACUCUUCUGUUAUAAUGUGUUAUCUUGGUAUAGCUUUGCAUGUCUUAAAGAGAAAUGACGAAGCUUUGGUGAUUAUGGAGAAGGCUAUUUUAGCAGAUAAGAAGAAUCCUCUUCCCAUGUAUCAGAAGGCUAAUAUCCUAGUGAGCUUGGAAAAAUUUGAUGAAGCCCUAGAAGUCCUGGAGGAGCUUAAAGAGUAUAUCCCUCGUGAAAGCAGUGUAUUUGCUUUGAUGGGUACCAUUUAUAAGCGGCAUAAUAUGCAUGAAAAAGCGAUGCUUCAUUUUGGUCUUGCUUUGGAUUUGAAACCACCUGCGACAGACGUUGCUGCCAUUAAGUCUGCCAUUGAGAAGUUGCAUGUGCCUGAUGAACUAGAAGAGGAGAUGUAGAUCCACUUUCUCUUCACAGGCAGUAUUGGAGAAUGAUCUAAACUAUUCGGCUCAGAUCAUUUGGCCCCAAGGAGUUUGGCCUGCUUGUGCUUUCGACGGAUGAUGAAUAAAAUGGCUUGAUGCUUGAUGCUUGAGGCCUGAUUGUUUGUGCCGGCACCCCUUCUAGUUGGCUGAUUAUGUGAAGUGACCUCAGUUGUGGGGGUGAUUCGCAUACUAACGGAGGAUGAUGUAACAAAGGUAUAAAAAAGCUCUCAUACUUGUAUGGAUAGUGGUAUCAUGAUGCCAAAGAAAAAGUCUUGUAUCAUUAGCCUGUAUUAGUUGUUCAUAGGUGUAGUUGACUCGCCAAUACAUUGAUACUAGGGUUUGAUUCUGCACCCAUCCUUUGACAAUGGAGUGAUUUACUUUUUGAUUUCACAAUUGUGGGACUCAAGUUUAUCCUUUACUUGAGUUGCCUCUUCAGAUUAUAGCUUGUUUGUGAUUUGUGCUAACAGGCCUUUGCUGCAGCCAUUCCACUGAACAAUCUAAGGUUUUAGGGGUCAAAUGGUGUCCAUAUAAAUUGUAAUCGUAAUUGAAAGAAGAUGAAUAAACUCCAAUUUAUUUCUAUACA
Molecule: messenger RNA, 3598 nt
Organism: Corylus avellana
Lineage: Eukaryota; Viridiplantae; Streptophyta; Magnoliopsida; Fagales; Betulaceae
Product: cell division cycle protein 27 homolog B
Biological process (GO): metaphase/anaphase transition of mitotic cell cycle; cell division; anaphase-promoting complex-dependent catabolic process
Cellular component (GO): cytoplasm; anaphase-promoting complex
Molecular function (GO): protein binding
Source: RefSeq, a predicted model, not a curated record